Molecule: messenger RNA, 4001 nt
Organism: Colletes gigas
Lineage: Eukaryota; Metazoa; Arthropoda; Insecta; Hymenoptera; Colletidae
Gene: Axn
Product: axin
Exons: 8
Coding region: 500-2950 (816 amino acids)
Biological process (GO): negative regulation of canonical Wnt signaling pathway
Source: RefSeq, a predicted model, not a curated record
GAUGUGCCUGAGAGACGAGCCGCGAAAUGCAUAGUCGAACCGUGCCCGAUUUCCCGUGACUUCAUCGUGGUUUCUGUUUACUCGAUGCGACCGGGAAACACUUUGCAUGCCUUCCGCGUGUCAAGUCGGCCUCAUUACUCCGCGGGAUCCGUGCGGUGUGUAUUUUUCUUCGAGAGUGUGGUGCGUGUGUGCGUCGUGUCCAAGUGUCGAGAGUUCACGCCGAAUCAUCAUCGUCGCUAGGAGAGAGCGAGAAAGUAAGGACGAGAAAGAGAGCUACGAUGUGUCUGCGUUUCGGCUCGUACCAUUUCUCGAUCAAGAGUUGACAUUUUCGAGCAUGGAACGUCGGUCUCGCCGAAGAGACGCAUCGUCAUCACAGCAUUAGCAAAUACAAGCACUGUCGGAUAUACCGAGUUUGGAUUAACCAUGUCCACUAAGAGGCGUCGUGGGCCUAAAUUAAAUAUAGAACGUAAAAUAAUACGUGAAGGCCAUAAUAGAUAGGAUGAGUGGAUCUCGACAGAACGAAGCACGUUGCUUCAAUGAAAACUCUCCACGGCCACCAGUGCCUGGGGAGGAAACAGGAAACUACGUCAGCAGGUUCCGUCCACAGAGUCCAACUCUGACCCCUAGGCGCUCUUCUCUUGCAACUCCAACAGCUUCAGGUUGCGAUGCUUCUGCACCUUUGGGAUUUGAACCGGAAGGUUGCUGUAGUACGACAACUAUGGAAAGCGAUUCACCACCUGCUUGCUUGCGGUGGGCCAGGAACCUGCAUUCUUUGCUGCAGGAUCCAGUGGGCUUGGAAUUGUUCAGAAAAUACCUGGAUCAAGAAGGCAGACCUCAUGCGAAUCCUCUUAACUUCUGGUUUGCUUGCGAGGGUCUCAAGGAACAAGAUGAUCCCGAAAGGAUACAUCAAUUGGUUAAACUUAUCUAUAGAAAGUUCUUCCUCAAGUCGCAGUUAGCUAUACCAGAAGAUGUACGAAAAGAGGCUAAUCGUCGUGUUAAAGAAGGGCGGGCAGACGAAAAAGUGUUUGAUGCUGUACAGUUGGAAGUUGAACGUCUCAUUAAUGAGACUACAUAUCCAAACUUUCUUCGGUCUGAUAUGUAUCUUCAGUAUGUUCAGUCCUGCCAGAAUCCAGACUCUGGUGGAUGUCCUAGUUCAGGAUCCAGUCGAGAAAUGUCUGUUUCUUGCGGGCCAAGUUUAUUGCCCACUGUCCACGAAGACAGUGAAUUUGUUAGUUCCAUACAUAGCUCACAUUCAGCUAGUGAAACGCCUGGGGAAUUGAGGGGUGAGCUGAGAUUGACCAAAGAUAUGCUUAUGGCUACUCAACAGACUAGGGCGAUGGAUCUUCGACCAAAGCCAGAAGCGUAUGCUGGCGUUUACUUGCAACAUGGAGCUAGUCCAUAUCAUAUGCUCGUACCCAGACUGCACGCACAAUAUUCCUCAUACAACCCAGUAUCCAGACAGGAUUCAGAACUUCAAAGCUUGAGCAGUGAUGCACGAACUGAAUCAGACAAUAUGUCUCUCACCGAUUCAUCAGUCGAUGGAAUGUCCAUGGGUAAACAACGAAGUAAGAAACAGUAUAUAAGACAAUGUAGAGCCAUAAAAGAUUCAGCUAGUUUAAAUCGUGAUCCAAUGGCGCAUCAUUCAAUCAUCCCUCGUACACAACGAGUACCACGUGAUCUUAUGCAUCCGCUGAAACCAGAAGAAUUUGCUCAAGUGCUUAUUGAGAAGUUAGAGAAUGUCAGACGCGAAAGAGAAUCUCAGGAAAAGCUUGAUAGGCAUUUGCAAGAGAGCGAGACAAUUGGUAAGGAUGUGUCUUUGGAGAUGCCAAGCGGGGCACCGAAAGCAUUGGCCGAUGCAUUGAGAGAGAAAUUAUUGAUAGAAGAGGAUAACGAUCAAGCGAUUCUGGACCAACACGUGUCACGAGUUUGGUCGGACUUGACACCUUCUCGAUCGCCCGGGAUCGCAUCCCCAAGACUGCACUCGCCUGAAAGAAGACGUUCUACGCACAAUUAUCCACGGUCGUACAAACAGAGAAAAGAGAAGGACGUGUUCUCUACAUUUUCAGCAGAUAGCGGUAACAUUCACGAUUUUCAAGAAGGCAGCGAUCUUAUCGGAGCUGGCUCCAUGAGUUCACUAGGAUCUCACUUGCCUAAAUCUAAAUCCGUGCCAUCUGAUUAUGCCGAUUCCCUCCAUAAACAAGACCUGUAUCUUCAAGGUCACGAUCAAAGAUUCCGAAGGUCAGAUAUGACCAGGAGAUCAGCCACAAAGAAGUCUAUGACGGAAUUAACCGAUAGUGGUGUGAGCGUUGUAAGUGACGCGCCACCGUCAACCAUUAGCAAAGAUAUUCGUUUUUUAUCGUGGCUUAAAGAAACCGACAAGAAAGAUGUCAAACAUAGCCGUCAUGGGAAAAAGUAUGGAUCUCGUAGUGGUUCUUUGGAAAGGACGAACAGGGAAACAUGGGGUGUUCCUGCCCAACCUUUUGUUGCUGACCCAGGAAUGCCGCCUUUACCGCAACCUCAUACAGCAACCCAAUUAGAAGAAGCAAGGAGAAGAUUAAUUGAGGAAGAUAGGGCACGUUCAAGUUGUAAACAACGCCAUUCUAAUAUUUCUAAGCAAUCAUCGUAUGAGCCUACAUUGCAGAGUCAAUCUUAUGUCCAAUCAAACCAAUCAACGUUAAAGAAGACAAAGCAAGAUAUUGGAGAUUUUACCACCGUUGUGUUCAGUUUCUGUGACGAACAGUUUCCUUAUAGGACUAAAAUUCCUGGUCAUAACGUCACUUUAAAACAAUUUAAAGAAUACCUUCCUAAGAGAGGCAGCUAUCGAUAUUUCUUUAAAACCGAGUGCGAGGACUUGGAUACAAAGGUUAUACAAGAAGAAAUAACUGAUGAUUCUGAAGUUUUGCCGUUGUGGGAGGGUAAAGUUAUGGCGCAAGUAAAAGCACUUGAGUGAUAGACUGAGACAAGGAUACUCUCGAUAAAAAGAACGUGCUAACUUCGAAUAACUACCGCAACUAAUUUUAUUUAAGAGGACCAGCUUUCUAUAAGAAGAAACCUAAUAAAGGCGAUACUCGGUGUUAGUUUAUUGAAGUUGCUAAAGCGGUUUCUUCCGCUUCAGUUAACCGAGCAAGUGCUUUUUAAUCGACGAAACAAAAAAUUUGUCAAAUGAGCAAAACCCGUUAUAUGUUUAUUAAGUAAAAGAAAAAAAACAAAACCGUCUCUAGAUAAAUAUAGAUUUUAUUGGACAUUAAUCCUUAAUUAAUGGUAUUCUUUACAGGAUUCGCAUUUUCUUUUUUUUCUCGACAUUUACUUUUUAUUUCAACGUAAACGUUUCCUCGGGUGUUCACUGAUAUUCCGUAUUUAUUUAUUUACAACGGAAAAAAACGUGCACGUGGUGUCGCUGAAAUGUACAUAAUUCCAACUAUGAUUUUUAUGAAAUGUGUUCCGUUUUAUAGCGAAAAUUUCGAAAUCGACGUAAUUGUAAUUUGGCGCCAUUUCCAAAUGAGACUGGACGAAUUGCGGUUACGUGCGAUUACGAUUGAAUUUCCACGAAGGCAACGGUUUAUUACGAUAACAGAAAUUUCGCGUAAACGGAAUACCGUCGUGAUUGCAUUUGGUUAUCUCCAAUCGAUUUGGACAAGCUGCAAUAACAUCAGAAAAACCACUGUAUAUUGAUUGAAUAAUUUCUUCCUCUUAAAGACUUCCCAUAGUUUUCCAAACGACUGUACAAAGGCCCGCGUAGUUCAUCGCCUUAGUAAGGUCUGUAUAGACCCUAGAUAUACAUAGGAAAGAACAUUAUUACAAAUUAGUUUUUAAGAGGAUAUAUUACGUGCAUUAUAAAUACACACGCUCUGUUUAAUAUACGUAAUAUAUCGCCCAUUCGAGGUACUGUGAAAAAAAAAAAAUAUUAAGAAUACAAAUCAUGUUUUGUCGUACCACCAUUAUCACCCAUUUGACAUUGUAACAUAAGCUCCUGCAUAACGUACCACAUACUGGAAAAUAGA